Molecule: messenger RNA, 374 nt
Organism: Thamnophis sirtalis
Lineage: Eukaryota; Metazoa; Chordata; Lepidosauria; Squamata; Natricidae
Source: RefSeq, a predicted model, not a curated record
AUGGCUUAUUUAUCCAAGGANUGUACCAGCCCCUGCAAACGGCUUGACGAGGAGCUGAAGCGUAACCUGGAGACAUUGCCCUCAUUCUCAUCAGAUGAGGAAGAUUCUGUUAGCAAGAACCAAGACCUGCAGAAAAGCAUCUCCUCAGCCAUCUCGGCGCUCUAUGAUCCCACAGACCGUAAAGAUGGAGAACCCAAUGAUGUACCACCAGUGGAGGUGAAAGCCCCUAGCCCUGCUCCUUCCGUGGAGGCAGAUGUCCAACCAGAGCAGCCACCUCCACCCAUCUCCCCAGCCCCAUCACUCAAGGAGCCUCCCCCGGUGCUUGAAGAGCUACCACCACCACUGCUACCAUUACCACCACCACCACCACCACC